UUUAAAUAUUAAUAAAAGAAUUGUUUUAGCUUCGAUGACGUCAGUAUGAGGUUCAUGUUAGGACCUGUCCUCUGUAAUCAGCUUUGCCUUGUAACGAUUCAUUCUUGGCGUUGCUUGUGUAGUUAGUAGUACUUACCGACCGUUGUUGAGAUGAACCGAGUGGCAACUAGUUCAGAUACCAAUCUUUUCAAGAGACAUAGAACUACAAGUGAUGAAAGUGAUGAUGAACUGAUCAAAAGGCCCAAGUAUUAUUAUCUUCUCGAACCUGAAUCAACUGACUAUUCCUCAGAUGGAAAUGAAAGCAUUUACAGUAUUCAGCAACGGACUACCGAUACUGCGAAAGACACCUCUGAUACUUCAACAAAAAGUGAAGAUUCAAUGGUGGAAUUUGAAGUAGUGUCUAAUUCUGACACCCCCGUUUAUCCUUUUUCUUUAAGGGACUCGUCUUCUCCACCUGAGGAUAUUAUGGAUGUUGCCAAAACUUAUGAAAUUGAUGCAGAAAAUUUAAUCUUUUCUGAAAACGAUGCCUGUGAUAAUUCUUCUGAUUCCUCUGAAAAAGAAGGAUUUUUUAGAAACAUUUAUUUAUUUAAGAAUUGUGUGCAGUGUGGACUAUCUAAUAGUACCCCUUUCUAUAGAUACUGUGAUAAAUGUUACAAGGUAAGGAAGAACUUUUUUCCUCCACGACCGAGAGGAAGAAAAAAUAAGACUGAGAAAAAGGCUUGCACUAGCAAUUCAAGUAAUGAUGAUAUUGUUAGAUCAUCCUGUGAUAGUGGUAUUGUUUCUGAAUUUUCUCAGGGUUUAUCUGAAAAAGCGUUUGAAGGAAUGACUGAAAAUAAUCCUGAACCGGACAUUAUUCAUAGAAAAGAGCUUUGUGGUACUUGCUUAGUUCGAUCAAAGGAUGGGGGGUAUGUUCAUAACAACAUUGUUCAUGUUUAUUCGUGCUAUAAGUGUUCGGUUAGAACUGUUAAGCAAAUAGGGAGGUGUCCUAUUUGUAAUUUGCGAGUGAGACAAGUAUGCAGAGUAAUUACGAUAUGAGUCAAACAAAACAAUAUAAUGUUUAUCAAAUUAAAUUUUGUUGUUAUUAUUUAUUGAAAUUUAUUAAUUUAUAUGAAUAAAUAUUUAAUGCUGAUAUUUUAUUGUAUAUAACUGUAAUAUUUAAUGUUUUUGUUAAUAUAUUGUUCUAAAAAAUUUAUUUAUUGUUUUGAAAACCAAUUCUAUUAGAGAAACAAAUAAUCAAUACUGAACAACUUUGUGUAUUUUUUAUUUGAUUAAUUUUUGUCAUUG
Molecule: messenger RNA, 1284 nt
Organism: Nezara viridula (southern green stink bug)
Lineage: Eukaryota; Metazoa; Arthropoda; Insecta; Hemiptera; Pentatomidae
Source: the annotation of a GenBank genome assembly